AUGAAUGAAGAAAAUAUUGUUUCAAUUCAAUCACAAGUAUUUGAUGGUUUUUGUGGAAAUAACGUUGCUAGUUUUGUUCUAAGAAGAAGAGGGCAUGUUCCUAAGAUAUUGAAUACUGUUCAAUAUUAUUCUAAAUUUAGGCAUAUUGGUGUAGAAAUAAGAAAUGAAGAAUUAAAAGCUAUUUUAAAUGAAUAUACUAAGAGUAUAGGAAAUUUAGAUAAUAAUAAUAUAUAUUUUCUAACAGGAUAUAUUAGGACAAAAGAAUGUGCUGAAAUAGUUAUCAAUAAUAUUUUAGAGUUGAAAAAAAAAAAAAAUAUAUGUGUAAAUGAAAAAGCAAUAAAAAAGGAUAACUAUUUAAUUGAAAACUUAAUAGACUUAAAUUUUUUUUGGCUCUGUGAUCCUGUAAUGGGAGACAAUGGAAAAUUAUAUGUUGAUAAUAAUGUAGUUAAUGCUUAUAAAAGUUUUAUUUCCUUUGCUGAUAUAAUAACACCAAACCAAUAUGAGUUAGAAUUAUUAUGCAAUACGAAAAUAUCUGAUGAAAAUGAUGUUAUUAAUUCUUUAAAAUAUUUGUUAUAUAAAGGAGUAAAAAUAGUCAUAGUAACUUCUAUUAAUUAUGCUUUUGAUAAAGAUAAUUUAUAUUUAUAUAUUGGAUUUUUAAAUGAUGAAAAUAAACCAGUUUGCUUUAAAUAUAAGUUUUUAAGAUUUGAUUUUAAUAUAUGUGGGACUGGUGAUUUGUUUUCCUCUUUAUUAUUAUCUUUUAUAAUCAGGCAAAAAGGAAAUAUUCUUUUAAUUAUUUCACAAGUUUUAAAUAUAUUACACAAAGUUGUAAAAGGCAGUUUAAAUUCGGUAGAAUUACUUAUAAUAGAAAAUCAAGAUAUAAUAGCGAGUAAUGGGCUAAAUGGAACUGUAAUUAAGGAAGAAUGUGUUUUUAUUCCUUAA
This is a messenger RNA of Plasmodium relictum, 939 nucleotides long. RefSeq names its product pyridoxine kinase, putative (gene PDXK). Bases 1 to 939 code for a protein of 312 amino acids. Gene Ontology annotation, molecular function: pyridoxal kinase activity. Gene Ontology annotation, biological process: pyridoxal 5'-phosphate salvage. The transcript has 3 exons. Gene Ontology annotation, cellular component: cytosol. The record is from RefSeq and is a predicted model, not a curated record. Lineage: Eukaryota; Apicomplexa; Aconoidasida; Haemosporida; Plasmodiidae.